AUGGAGAUUGCUCCCAUGGUUGGCACAUCCUGGCAACCCAGCCAUAAGCCCCCUCACAGGAAAUGGAAACAGAAUGAACAACGUAUGGAAGAAAACUGUCAGACUGAAGUUGGAGAUGAGAUGCCAAUAAAACCUGGCAUAGGAGGAUCAUCUCAGGCUAAGACUUUUGAAGAACUUUUAGAGGAGCAACUGAAACUUGAUGCAGAGGCUUCUAAAGCAGCAACUAAAACUCAAAGUACAACUCAAAAACCCCAAAGAACAUUUCUAAGAAAAGGUCAAGGACUUGCCCGAUUUAAAGGAAAGUCAGCUUCAGCUAAGGUAAUAACAAAAACCCAAGAACCAGCUGUUCAGUUGACAACAGCUCAACAGAAAAAAGAAAAGAGGACUGGGAAUGCUGUGGCAGCUUCAUCUCAAGGGAAUAACAAAUCAGGUGGAGUUAGUGGAGGUCCUGUGGCACAGACCAAGGUGACUCGCAAAGUGGCUUCAAGAAGCCCACAGGUGAUGACAGAAGCAUCUGUAAAGUCACAGCAGAUCAGGGGGUCUAAACCUUUAAAAACCCAACCAGCUUCCUCAGAUGGAAAACCUGUCGCCAUAGCUGUUACCAGGCCUGCUGCGAUGCCCACAUGUGUCAUUUCUGAUGAACCAGAGGAGAGUAAUCCACCUUCUGUGUUUAACAGUAUUGAUGCAUCGUUCCAAAUGAGACUGAAGGAAUUAGAAGAAAAACAAGAGUUGGAAGAAGAAGAACUUGAAGAAUUUGAGCUCCUAGAACAAGCGGCAGCAAAUGCUUCCUUUUCAUCCAACUCCUCAGUAGUUGUCAAAGUGUUGGCCAAAGCCAGAGGAGGAAGUGCACAGAUCAGUAAAAAUAACACAAUGCGAGGAGCUGGGAACAAGCCCGAAAACAGAGGUAGCAGAUCAGUACAGAAAGUUAUGUAUGUGGGUGCAGGAGGAAUUCUGAGCCCUGUUGACACAGGUUAUGGCAGUGGGGAUGGUAAAGGGGCUGUGUCAAUUGAUGAGUCAAGACCACUACCCGUGGUAGAAUUGAGAGAACCUCAUGCAAAUGAGAGUGAAGAUGACGAUAGUGAUGUGACUCUACAGGAGAUGAGUUUAGACAGUGCCUUGGAACUUGAUUCUGGUCAAGGUGAAAAGAGACAAGCAGCUGGAGACCUGCAAAAAGUCUUGGCCCCAGCUUACCUCAAUCCUCCCUCGACUGAGAGUGACAACGAGUUUAAUGACGAAGACACGUGGGCUGCAAUAAAGAAACAGGCAGGCACAGACUUUGAGAAUGAGGAGAAGGGAGGAGAAGUCGACUCCGAUGACGACGACGAUGAUGAGGAUGACAGUGAUGUGACAAUCAGUGACAUAUUCCCUCUUGUAACCUCCACUCCGCCUGUUGCCCUAAAGAGGGGUCAGCCUCCAAAGAGCCAAGUAGCAGAUGCAAUUGAGGCUGAACGGAUGCUGGCUGCGUCGACCCCACCAACAUCAACGCUUGUUACCAAGCUGUUUCCCCAGCUGAAGCCGAAGCAGAAAGCUGCUCCGGCUGUCGCCAAACAAGCCACAAGUGAUGUUCCUAAGGCCCAGGGGCAGGAGGAAGAGCCUGUAGACACGGUUCAGAGUGCUGCGGUCAGGGAGAAGCUCAAAGAAUUGGAAGCAGAGAUUGAAAAGUUCAGGACUGAGAAUGCAGCUCUGGCCAAAAUUAGAAAAGAGCGGGAAGAGGGCUUGAAAAAGCUGCAAGCGGAAAUAGCUGCGUUUGAGAAACAGAAAACAGAUGAACUCGAACGAUUAGAGCAGUUUAGGGAGGAAGAGAUGCGAAAGUUACGCCGCGAAAGACGAGUGUUUGAAAAGUAUCAGAAAGCUGCCCGUUCAAUGCCAGACAAGAAAGAACGCGAAGAGAUCGAGAGUUUACGAGAACAGAUGGCAGAUUUGCAAGAAGAACUUAAGCGACGCGAAUCUCGCUGGUCAGCGGCUUCUACACGUUCCCGCCAAAAGAUCGAGGUCUUGGAAGAACAGAACAAAGAACUACAAGAAGAGGUGAAGCUUUUAGAACACUAUCGAUUGCAACAGUGGAGAGAAGAGGAACAAGCGAAGGCGAAAGAAGAAGAGGAGUCAAGACCGAAAAAACCUUUGCUGCGCAAAACUGCUAAGGCGACGGAAGAAGAGCCAGGGCCCAAGCUCCCCGUGCGUCACCGACCUCCUCCUAUGAGAGCAGCUCUUGCUGAAGUACUGCCCAGAUCUACUCCUGAAACUGCUACCAUUGAUCCUGAGACCAGGCUACCAAGUGCUGCUAUACAACUUGAUAAAAACAACAAUCAGUCAUCGAGUUCUCGCCAAGACGAAAAUACACCAUCAGAUGUACUUUAUAAUGAAAAGGAAGAAAUCAGCUCUGCUUUGAAGCCUGUGGAUGAUAACAAUCACGAUACAAUGAAAUCUAAACGAAGUCCUCGAAGAAGAAGCAAAACGCCAGAAAGAGGAGAAAAGUUUAAACGAAACGUUCAUUUCCAAGAUGAGGAAAAAUAUGAUGAGAAUAACGUGGAGAAAGUUAAUAGUGACGGCUCUCGUGUGAUCUCCUUUGCAAACGGGACAAGAAAAGACAUCAGUGUCGACGGCCAAACUAUCACUGUCACUUUCUUCAACGGAGAUGUCAAACAGAUCAUGCCGGACCAACGAGUGAUGUACUAUUAUUCUGACGUUCAAACAACUCAUACUACUUAUCCAGACGGGCUGGAGGUUUUGCAGUUUCCCAGCAAACAAAUCGAGAAGCAUUAUCCCGAUGGGACUAAAGAAAUUAUCUUCCCAGAUCAGACGAUAAAGUAUUUGUACCCAAACGGAGCAGAGGAAUGUGUAUUUAGUGACGGUACUAUACAGAAAGUUAGCGUGGAUGGCGAGCGAACCAUUGAAUUCCCAAAUGGACAAAGAGAGACACACACGAAAUUCUAUAAAAAAAGAGAAUACCCUGACGGGACAGUAAAGACGGUCUAUCCCGAUGGUCGCACAGAGACCCGUUACGCUUCGGGACGGGUGCGGGUCAAAGAUCGAGAGGGUCGUAUCCUCGUCGAUGCUCCCCACCAAGACAGAUAACAGUAGCUUCAGCGGUUUGAGAGAAUACUCCUCGGAUUGUCAAAGAAAAUGGCCUGACUUACUUACAAGACAAAGUAAAUAACGUACCGUAUUAGUACUGAAAUCUUGUGGGUCUUUAAGGUCGUGUUUUUGCGAUUGUGAAAAAAUCGCGAAAUUGAAGACUUGGGAAUAAAAAUCCACGAAGAAUUUUAACACGUGGAAUUGAAUCACCCAUAGAAAAUUCAAAUCACCGGUAAAAAAAGAUCAACAUGUAAUAACCACAACAUAUACAGAACAUGUGUCGACAAAUACAAAAAUUAAAAACUGGUCUUACUGGUAAAUUCUAUGUAGGAUCUUCCGUUGUGAAAGGAAAUCUCCAUCUGAAUCGGCUAUAUUUGAAAAACCUCCUUCGAAUAUCUUUCGUGCAGUCGUCAAAUGUUAAGACAAAUUGAAAAGUAACAUGAAGUUGAGUAGGUUUGAUUCGCGAAAUUUAACGCUAUUGACUUUACGAUAGUAAAACCCCAAGAAAUACCGUCUCGCCAAAAGCGCCAAAUUAAGCACAAAUAAGGUAGCUUAUAAAAUCAGUGGACCUUUUGUAAGUAUGAGUGAAGUAAAUCUGAUUUUGAAUGUAUGUUUAAUAGAUGUAUCCCCACUUAUUCCUGUAAUUGUAGUUUAAACGAAAUAUUUAAGUGAAUCACUCUACAUGAACACUUAAAAGAUUGUACUUGUUGUUAUCAUAUUGCUGGUAGCGCCCGUGGGUGCUAUGAAACGAAUACUGUGUUCUGAUUGGCUAGUGGUGCGGGCAUAUAAAGUUCGUAAUUUUUGGACAAUGUCGGCUAUGGAGUCACAAAAAGUGGCAGAAGACAGUCAAAAC
Molecule: messenger RNA, 3928 nt
Organism: Pocillopora damicornis (cauliflower coral)
Lineage: Eukaryota; Metazoa; Cnidaria; Anthozoa; Scleractinia; Pocilloporidae
Product: centrosomal P4.1-associated protein
Biological process (GO): centriole elongation; cilium assembly
Cellular component (GO): centrosome; centriole
Molecular function (GO): tubulin binding
Source: RefSeq, a predicted model, not a curated record